This is a messenger RNA of Phyllostomus hastatus (greater spear-nosed bat), 1382 nucleotides long. RefSeq names its product D-aminoacyl-tRNA deacylase 1 (gene DTD1). Bases 93 to 965 code for a protein of 290 amino acids. Gene Ontology annotation, biological process: tRNA metabolic process. The transcript is spliced from 7 exons. The record is from RefSeq and is a predicted model, not a curated record. NCBI's taxonomy places the organism in Eukaryota, Metazoa, Chordata, Mammalia, Chiroptera, Phyllostomidae. Gene Ontology annotation, molecular function: D-tyrosyl-tRNA(Tyr) deacylase activity. Gene Ontology annotation, cellular component: cytoplasm.
UCACCCGCAGAGGGCGCUGGCCGCCGAGCCGCUUGCCGAGUCGCGAGGCCGGAAGACUUUGCGGCAACGCCCCUCUAGCUCCAGCCGCCGCCAUGAAAGCUGUGGUGCAACGCGUCGCUCGGGCCAGCGUCACAGUUGGAGGAGAGCAGAUAAGUGCCAUUGGACAGGGCAUCUGUGUUUUGUUGGGCAUUUCUCUGGAAGAUACUCAUAAGGAACUGGAGCACAUGGUCCGAAAGAUUUUAAACUUACGUGUGUUUGAGGACGAGAGUGGGAAGCACUGGUCGAAGAGUGUGAUGGACAAACAGUACGAGGUGUUAUGUGUCAGCCAGUUCACCCUCCAGUGUGUCCUCAAGGGCAACAAGCCUGACUUCCACCUGGCAAUGCCCACGGAGCAGGCAGAGAAUUUCUACAACAGCUUCCUGGAGCAGCUGCGCAAGGCAUACAGGCCAGAGCUCAUCAAAGACGGCAAGUUUGGUGCAUACAUGCAAGUCCACAUUCAGAACGAUGGGCCUGUGACCAUAGAACUGGAAUCCCCAGCUCCUAGUGCUGCUACGUCUGACCCAAAGCAGGCCAAGGCUCUCGGAAUCACCCUGACCAGUCUCCAGAAUCUGUGUAUCUUACAGUUAGAAGCAUUGUCUACAUUUAACAGGCUGAAAAGUAAUUUUGGCUGUCAAAGCUUGAAAAACAACAGCAGAGGAAAGAAAAGACCAGAGCCAAAGGGCCUUCUGAAUCAAGCAAAGAAAGAAAUGUUCCUCGCAAAGAAGACCGCAGUGCCAGCAGUGGGGCUGAGGGUGACGUGUCUUCUGAACGGGAACCGUAGACUUCAGGGAUGGAACUCAGUGCAUUAUUACUGGAUGAAACUAGAUUCUGAAAAAUUCAUGAAAGAUGCUAAACACUUAUACUGCUUCAAGAAUCUGGAACUGAAAUGUGAAAAGGAAGACAGAAAUAAGAAAUCAGGAACCUGAAGAGCCCUGCAAAAAAGCACCAAAGGAAUGUUACCAUUUUCUGUUGUUGCUGUGGUCUCAGAGGAAGUGGGCACUGCCAAUGCAGGGGAUGCACUCUGUGCUCAUGGCAGCAGGGCAUACACCUGUGCCUCACCUACAAGAAGGCUUUGUUGGGCCCUAUACUGUCUUUGCUUACUUUGGAACAGGCUGGCCCAAUAUCAUUUGUCAUCAAGUUCUCUUUUCACACUGUGGUUUAUUUCUGUGUAUCCAUUAUGGAUGGGUAUCAAAUGCAUUCAUGAUCUCCAUGUUCAUCCCAACAUUGGCCAAGCCAGUGACCAUGUAAAGAGAAUAGUUAUCAGUGAUAAUGUAUUGUGUGACCUUUACAUCUUACAAAUUUUCUCUUUUUUCUAAAAAGAAAUAAUAAAACUACAAACCUCA